AUGACUACGCCCUCGUGCAGCGUGUACGAUAACACGCUUGGCGGUACCCGGCCGCGGCGCCACAUCGCUCCGCAGAUACGCACUGCCGGCCUUGUCGUUGGACGCGACUGCGGCACCGUCGCGCAGCUGACGUCGAAUUAUUACACCUCCGGCUGCGUCACGCCAGACCUUGUCAAGUCCUACAGACGCGGCGGCGAAGUCGGCCGAACGUAUCGCCACUACGGUAUCGCGCGCGAUCCACCCGUCGAUGAAUCCAUACGCCACGGCGUCAAGAACAGUGCCGGUGAUAGUGCGCUUUUGUGUUUGCAGCCCGACACGAAUCGUUUGUCGGCGCUGAUGAAUGAGCAGCUGGAGCGCAUGUAUCUUUCUUCCAUUCGCCGCCCCCUCGGCCACGCACCGGCACCGCCAUUCGAGGUGCCUGUCCCACGCGAUGGGUUUGGCGUGCGCUCAGACCCGAGUGAGAGCGUCAAGCGAGUCAUGUAUGGCGGCAAAGACGUGGAAGUUCUUCACCCCGCCGGCGAGCGCAAGGAUCGCGGCUACGACUGGGAGGGCGCCGGCAUCGACCCCACGCAACACCGCUUCGGGAAGAUUUUUGCGAAGGAAGGCAUGACAUCGGCGGAUGUGAUGUGUGAGAAUCGCCCCGUAUCGAAGGUGUUUCCGAAGCUGGUGGAUGAUUACCAAACGGCGGUGAAGGUGGAGCUCGGUAAACCGCGCUCGUACGGCUUUGAUAACUCCGCGUUCGAGGCAACGGCGGAACAGCGAGCUGUGCGGCGUUCACGCCGGGGGGAUGGGGACGCCGCACGUGCCCUGCUCAGCAGCUGGGCGCAGCACCCUGCCACACUGAAGGCGCUCGAGGAGCGUGCCAGCACACGUGCCGCGGCCUCCAAGGCGGGUUCAAUAGAAGAUGCCACCACCACCGGCGGUGGCGACGGCGAGUGCCGUUCAAGGUUUGCGUGCACGUUUGGCGGGAAACAGCCUGGCAGGUCAGUGGCUCUCACGGCGUUGGACGACGAGGCGCGUGUGCCGCAUCUUUUGUAUCCGUCCCAUUAUGUGCAACUCGGCGUGGCGUCCGAGUACUUUGCAGGCGGUCGUCCGCUUGAAGACAUACGGCGACUCUGCAAGAAGCUUGACUUCGGACUCAGCGAUAAGCAAAUCGAUGAGGUCUUUGCAAGCAUCGCCCAGGAUGGCCUUUGCGGCGUCGAACAGUUUAAAAACAAGGCGGUGGCGAUGGGGUACUUGGCGUAG
This is a messenger RNA of Trypanosoma conorhini, 1245 nucleotides long. RefSeq names its product flagella associated protein. The record is from RefSeq and is a predicted model, not a curated record. Bases 1 to 1245 code for a protein of 414 amino acids. Lineage: Eukaryota; Euglenozoa; Kinetoplastea; Trypanosomatida; Trypanosomatidae. The transcript has a single exon.